Brenthis ino (lesser marbled fritillary) is the source of this 2343-nucleotide messenger RNA. NCBI's taxonomy places the organism in Eukaryota, Metazoa, Arthropoda, Insecta, Lepidoptera, Nymphalidae. The record is from the annotation of a GenBank genome assembly.
AUGGCUACUAUAAUUAAUAAUAUAAACGAAGAACUCGAUCACACCAGUGCAGACAACGGUAUCAUUUGUUCUCCUGAGGACUAUAACAAAAUAGAUGCAAAACAUUAUAUUUACGACCAUUCUGAUUUAAAUACCGACUUCCAUUGUGGGUACGUUGGGGGAGUCACAAAUAAUACAGCGUAUGACCCGGAUCUCAUGAAGAAAUAUAAAGCAGAGAAGAAUAGAGAAAAAAGUAGAAUAAGUCGGUACAAACGAGAUGCGUAUGACGAAACGGAAUUACGGGGUCCCUUCAAUGCGAACAAACUAUCUCGCUACGUAGAGUUAGUUCUUGUAGCGGAUAACCGCGAGUAUAGAGCCAACGGGGAGAGCAUCGCGACUGUACACAGGCAACUCAAAGAUGUGGCGAAUAUCAUCAACUCGGUAUAUGCACCAUUGAAUAUUUUCAUAUCCCUCGUCGGUGUGGUUGUAUGGAGUGAAAGAGACGAAAUACAAGUAGAGAGGAACAGCAGUAAAACACUCAGACAUUUCCUUGAUUACAGGCGGAAUAGACUUGUACAUGACAUUCCCAAUGACAAUGCACACUUGUUGACACGUCAAAAAUUUGAUAAUUACACCGUAGGGAAAGCUUACUAUAGAACAAUAUGUUCGUAUAAGUCCUCUGGGGGAGUGGCGUCAAACCAUUCAAAAGUCAUAGGGCUGGUGGCGACAACUAUAGCCCACGAAAUGGGUCACAAUUUCGGAAUGGGACACGACACAGGGGCAGACUGCCAAUGUCCAGAUAAAAAAUGUAUAAUGAGUUCUUGGCUUUCUUCAGUAGCUCACACACAUUGGUCCUCUUGUAGCUUACGAUCGUUGGCUUUGUCUUUUGAAAAGGGAAUGGAUUAUUGUUUAAGAAACAAACCGAAGCGUCUAUUCAACUCGCCUACAUGUGGCAACGGGUUCAUCGAGCCCGGCGAGCAGUGCGACUGCGGCCUCAACGGCAGCCCGGCGUGCUUGGCGUGUUGUCAUCCCAAGGCGUGCGUGUUGCGGGCUAACGCCACGUGUGCUGUGGGGGAGUGCUGCGAUCCUCAGACAUGUCGUCCAAAACCAGCGGGUACCGUCUGUCGGUCGGCCGAUAAGGAAUGCGAUUUGCCCGAAUAUUGUAGCGGUUAUUCCGAGUUUUGUCCAAAAGAUGUUUUCAAAAUGGACGCCACGCCGUGUGCUAAUAACGAGAUGUGCCUAAACCAAAAGUGUAUAUCAGUAGCGGCUCUACAGGAACAGAUCGCGAGACGCGACACGUCCGUCUGUCCCUCCAACUGCUCGGGACACGGUGUUUGUAAUUCUGAAGGUCAUUGUCACUGCGAGGCCGGCUUCGCGCCGCCGCUAUGCGCGCUGCCCGGCCCCGGGGGCUCCAUCGAUUCCGGUCCCGCCACGGACUCCAGUAUACAAAGGAAUUUCAUGGUGGCGAUGUAUGUCAUAUUCCUCGGCAUCCUACCGUCGAUACUUCUCAUCCUGUUCCUCAUGUACUAUUCGCGACACAACGUACUCGUGUGGUGGAAGAAACCAAGAAAAACGUACGUAUCCAAAUUGUUCAAAAGUGGUGCGGGGAAUAACACGUCAUCCACAAAAACACCAAAAAGCUAUUUUAAUUUCAUUCUACCCACAUUUUCUAGCUCUUCUUCCUUUAUUAGAAUACUAACAUUCAAACGUAAGGAUACAAAUGAACCUACGGCCAUAUGCAAAAAAUGCAUACGUGAGCCCAAUAAAAAUGAAAAUAUUUACGCGAAUGCAUGCGACCAUGAACCAGACUAUGAGAGUAUAAAAAGUAAUUCAGAUUUAAAAAGUAAAGCGUGGCAUCAAAAAAUAACAAAAUUUCUAAACAAAAAUGAAAGCAAACGCGUAGUUAAAAGAUUUCAUAGAAAAAUAAACAAAGAUGACAUCAAAGUUGCGGAUACAAAUGAAUUGGUCGAUGUUAAAAAUAUACGAAAUAAACUCGAGGAGUCUGAUGGCAGGAAGAAAUUGAACGUAGAAAUAAUUAAUAUAGGCUUAGCGUCCACUACUAACGAAAACAUUAAUCGUAGUGAUAUAAAAACUAUACGAAAUAACGUAGUUACAAAAAAUGAUAAAAAUAACGCCUUUAAUGUAAACUUUAAGACUGAUAAUAAUCGUUUUAAAAAAGAUAAUAUAUUAAAUGCAGGUUUAUCAUCUACGAGUAACGUCAAUAUUGCCAAAAACGAUGAAACUAAAGAAAAAGUGGAAAUUAAAUCUAAUGUCAAAUUUUUGACAAGUAAAUUCGGUCAGCCGGCUAUUGAUUUUUCUAAUUUACCAAAACGAAGUGAUUUGAGGAAAGUUAAAAAUAAAAAA